Molecule: messenger RNA, 3435 nt
Organism: Nerophis ophidion (straightnose pipefish)
Lineage: Eukaryota; Metazoa; Chordata; Actinopteri; Syngnathiformes; Syngnathidae
Gene: ifngr2
Product: interferon gamma receptor 2
Exons: 7
Coding region: 181-1032 (283 amino acids)
Molecular function (GO): protein binding
Source: RefSeq, a predicted model, not a curated record
UGCGCGGACUCAUAGAGUCUUCCGGUAUCGAUAGCAUAAUAGUGACCAGAGGAAACGAAAGUUAAAAAACUCAUUAGCUCUCGCCUCCAACGGUCUCUUCGGUAGCCUUGAAUAGUCGAACUGAAACCCCCCUGGCGAGUGCAAUAUUUGGACUUAUAUCUGUGAAAUGACACGGUCACAAUGGUUCUACUUCUAAUGUGUUUUCACUUCGUCGCCCAAGUACUGAGUGAGGCACCUCCAGAUCGGCCACAGAAUGUCCUGUUUGACAACUGGCAGUUGACAUGGACCCCUGCCACAGAAAAGCACAAUGUCACCUACACUGUUAAGUACCAGAGCUUGAAGGCUGGUAUUUGGAAAGAUGUCCCAACCUGCAAGCGGAUAUCUUUCACCUCCUGUAAUGUCACUUUCAUGAAAACAGAGGCAGAACAUGGGUGUGUUAUGAUGGGUGUGAUGGCAGAGAGGCAUGGGCUGACUUCAGAACUAGCUCAAGCCUGUAGUAAACAAGGUUUCUCAUGUAGCCCCGAAGUUGUGUUGAGUGCACGCCCCGGCUUCUUGACUGUUCACUUAAGUAGAAACAGUGGGUUUUCUCUGGAAGGUUACCAUGUGAAACACAGGAUUUACUUUGGAAAGAAGGGAGAACCUUUUGAGACAUAUGAUGCAGUGUCCUCAGUGUCUUUUCCUGAGGUAAAGGAGGGAGAGCAUUACUGUGCAAGUGUGCAGUACCUUUAUUUUGACUAUCUUGUCGGAGUGGUAAGCUGCACCCAGUGCCAAGUCAUCCCACAGUCAAGUGCAGCAACAAAACAUUUGGAAGCAAUAGUCGCCGUGGUAAUCGUCCUGGUUAUUUUGAUACCACUCUUUGCCUACAUUUUCCUCUUUCAGAGGAAGAGAAUCAAAGAAUUGCUGCAACCUUCAUACAAGAUUCCAAAUCAUUUCUUCCUUGAUGUACGUCAUCCGUAUCGCAUCCCCAUUUCCAGCGACAGCCCAACUGAGGUCUGCGACGAUAUUUCAAGCAUGGACUUCAUCAAGCAAUGAAAUAAGAGGGCCUCACUCCAGUAACCUGAUCACUCAGAUUUGGGGACUCCAACCCGUCGCUUGCGUGCUACCAGUAGCUCUUUUCUUAGCUUCUUUUCUCCGGACUCUGCAAACUGGACGAGCGAGCAUGAGCCUCGCUCACUGGGUCUUAUGCAGUGACCUUUCCGGUCCGUUACUCAAAAAGACCUGUGUGCUCCAUAACUAUUUCCAAGGUUCUUUUUGAUACACGACAGAGACAGCGUUGACAGGUGUCACAAGAGAAACCAGCAACCAUCUCUAUGAAAACAAGCCCAAAGUUGAUUAUAAUAAGCAGACUUGGCAACACUGGAUGGAGAAUCAGCGCAUUAGUCCGGUCCCCAAGGUAAAUACUGUCCGUUAUUCUUAAUUAUUUAAGAAAUGUGGUUGUUUGUAGUACAUGCUGUUGAAUUGAUUUCCAAAAAGUAUUUCUUAUGUAAAAUUAAGUUUUUCUGUUUGAAUGCAUGUUAAAAUUGCGGUGUUUUUUUUGGUGGGUGGCUUAAAUGAAAUUGAUCUCGGUAAGUUGGAAAUUUGAGAUACAAGUGUUUUAAGUUACGUGCUGGGUAGCGGGAAAAAACACUCAUGUUGAGGAACUACUGUCAUUGGAAAUUGGUUCUCAGGGUUCUCUCAUAGCCGUUUAACAAGGGGUGUUUAAUCGUGAACGUCACAUGGCUCAAGCACACAAAUAAACUGGAGGUAACAAUGGUGGCAAGUUACAGCUGGCAUUUUCAGAAUGUACUGUAUUGACUUCAAAGUCAUUGAUGUACAAACCCCGUUUCCAUAUGAGUUGGGAAAUUGUUAGAUUUUACAUAUAAACGGAUUACAAUGAUUUGCAAAUCCUUUUCAACCCAUAUUCAAUUGAAUGCGCUACAAAGACAAGAUAUUUGAUGUUCAAACUAAUAAACUUUUUUUUUUGCAAAUAAUAAUUUACUUAGAAUUUCAUGGCUGCAACAUGUGCCAAAGUAGUUGGGAAAGGGCAUGUUCACCACUGUGUUACAUCACCUUUUCUUUUAACAACACUCGAACAUUUGGGAACUGAGGAAACUAAUUGUUGAAGCUUUGAAAGUGGAAUUCUUUCCCAUUCCUGUUUUAUGCAGAGCUUCAGUCGUUCAACAGUCCGGGGUCUCCGCUGUCGUAUUUUACGCUUCAUAAUGCGCCACACAUUUUCGAUGGGAGACAGGUCUGGACUGCAGGCGGGCCAGGAAAGUACCUGCACUCUUUUUUUACAAAGCCACGCUGUUGUAACACGUGCUGAAUGUGGCUUGGCAUUGUCUUGCUGAAAUAAGCAGGGGUGUCCAUGAAAAAGAUGGCGCUUAGAUGGCAGCAUAAAUUGUUCCAAAACCUGUAUGUACCUUUCAGCAUUAAUGGUGGCUUCACAGAUGUGUAAGUUACAAAUGCACUAAUGCACCUCCAUACCAUCACAGAUGCUGGCCUUUGAACUUUGCGUCGAUAACAGUCUGGAUGGUUCACUUCCCCUUAGGUCCGGAUGACUCGAUUUCGAAUAUUUCUCAAAACAAUUUGAAAUGUGGUCUCGUCAGACCACAGAACACUUUUCCACUUUGCAUCAGUCCAUCUUAGAUGAUCUCGGGCCCAGAGAAGCCGGCGGCGUUUUUGGAUGUUGUUGAUAAAUGGCUUUCGCUUUGCAUAGUAGAGCUUUAACUUGCACUUACAGAUGUAGCGACAAACUGUAUUUAGUGACAGUGGUUUUCUUAAGUGUUCCUGAGCCCAUGUGCUGAUAUCCUUUAGAGAUUGAUGUCGGUUUUUGAUACAAUGCCGUCUGAGGGAUUGAAGGUUACUGUCAUUCAAUGUUAGUUUCCAGCCAUGCUGCUUACGUGGAGUGAUUUCUCCAGAUUCUCUGAACCUUUUGAUGACAUUGUGACCGUAGAUGUUGAAAUCCCUAAAUUUCUUGCAAUUGCACUUUGAGAAACGUUGUUCUUAAACUAUUUGACUAUUUGCUCACACAGUUGUGGACAAAGGGGUUUACCUCACCCCAUCCUUUCUUGUGAAAGCCUGAGCAUUUUUUGGGAAGCUGUUUUUAUACCCAAUCAUGGCACCCUCCGGUUACCAAUUAGCCUGCACACCUGUGGGAUGUUCCAAAUAAGUGUUUGAUGAGCAUUCCUCAACUUUAUCAGUAUUUAUUGCCACCUUACCCAACUUCUUUGUCACGUGUUGCUAGCAUCAAAUUCUAAAUUUAAUGAUUAUUAGGAAAAAAAAAUGUCUCAGGUUGAACAUCAAAUAUGUUGUCUUUGUUGCAUAUUCAAAGGAUUUGCAAAUAAUUGUAUUCCGUUUAUAUUUACAUCUAACACAACUUCCCAACUCAUAUGGAAACAGGGUUUGUAAAAUGAUGUUGCUAUCCCAAUUAUUUAUUAAAGUACAAUGUCCACACUA